This is a messenger RNA of Lentinula edodes (shiitake mushroom), 195 nucleotides long. RefSeq lists its product as uncharacterized. The transcript has a single exon. Lineage: Eukaryota; Fungi; Basidiomycota; Agaricomycetes; Agaricales; Omphalotaceae. The annotation marks the transcript as partial. The record is from RefSeq and is a predicted model, not a curated record.
ACAACAGCUGAGAUUGUAUGGAGCUGUAUCACUACAAUCUUUGCAUGUACCUGGAUAGUAGUACACCCAAAUGUACCUGCAUUAAAUGAAUCAGAAGGAAGACUAUAUUGGCAUCACAUAAAAAUCAUGGCUGUUGCACUUAUUGCACCAGAAUUCAUAAUCAUAUGGGCUGCAAAACAACUAUUCUCUGCUUGA